AUGUCGUUGAGCAAGGAGGACCACGAGAAGCGCAAGCAGAUCUCGGUCCGCGGUAUCGUCGACGUCGAGAACGUGGUGAAUUUCAAAAAUACCUUCAACAGACAUUUGCACUACACCCUGGUGAAGGACCGCAAUGUGGCCACCUCGAGAGAUUAUUAUUUCGCCCUGGCCCACAGUGUCAAGGACAAUCUCGUCUCCAGAUGGAUCCGCACGCAGCAGUACUACUACGAGACCGAUCCCAAGAGAUGUUACUAUCUGUCGCUGGAGUACUACAUGGGAAGAACCCUACAGAACACCAUGAUCAACUUGGGCAUUCAGGGAGCUUGCGACGAGGCCAUGUACCAGUUGGGCCUGGACAUCGAGGAGCUGGAAGAUUUGGAGGAGGACGCCGGCCUCGGUAACGGCGGUCUCGGUCGACUGGCCGCCUGCUUCCUCGACUCGAUGGCCACGCUGGGCCUGGCCGCCUACGGCUACGGCAUUCGCUACGAGUACGGCAUAUUCGCGCAGAAGAUCAAGAACGGCGAGCAGGUCGAGGAGCCCGACGAGUGGCUCAGGUACGGCAACCCCUGGGAGAAGGCUCGGCCGGAAUUCAUGCUGCCGGUCAACUUUUACGGCCACGUCAUCGACACCCCCGAGGGCAAGAAGUGGGUCAACACUCAGGUGGUCUUCGCCAUGCCCUACGACAAUCCCAUUCCCGGAUACAAGAACAACGUCGUCAACACCUUGAGACUCUGGUCGGCCAAGUCGCCCAUCGAUUUCAAUCUCAAAUUCUUCAACGACGGCGACUACAUUCAGGCCGUGAUCGACCGAAAUCUCGCGGAGAACAUCUCGCGCGUGCUCUACCCCAACGACAACUUCUUCGAGGGCAAAGAGCUGCGUCUGAAGCAGGAGUACUUCAUGUGCGCCGCCACGCUGCAGGACAUCAUUCGCCGCUACAAGUCGAGCAAGUUCGGCUCGCGCGAGCACCACCGCACGGACUUUGACGCGUUCCCCGACAAGGUGGCCAUACAGCUGAACGACACGCAUCCCUCGCUGGCCAUACCCGAGCUCAUGCGCAUCCUCAUCGACAUCGAGGGCCUCAGCUGGGAGAAGGCCUGGGACAUCACCGUGCGCACCUGCGCCUACACCAACCACACGGUUCUGCCCGAGGCCCUCGAGCGCUGGCCCAUCAGCAUGCUCGAGAGCAUACUGCCCCGCCACUUGCAGAUCAUCUACCACAUCAACUUUUUGCACCUCAAGCUCGUCGAGGCCAAGUAUCCGGGCGACAUCGAUCGCUUGAGGCGCAUGUCCCUCGUCGAGGAGGAGGGCGAGAAGCGCGUCAACAUGGCCCAUCUGUCGAUCGUCGGUAGCCACGCCGUCAACGGAGUCGCUCGGAUUCACUCGGAAAUCUUGAAAGAUUCCGUUUUCCGCGACUUUUACGAACUCAACCCUGAAAAAUUCCAAAACAAGACCAACGGAAUCACUCCGAGGAGAUGGCUGCUACUCUGCAACCCCAAUUUGUCCGACGUCAUCGAACAGAAAAUCGGCAGCGAGUACGCCGUGCACUUGGACCAGCUGACUCAGCUGAAGCAGUGGGCCAAGGAUCCGGGCUUCCAACGCGCCGUCGUCAAAGUCAAGCAAGAGAAUAAGAUGCGUCUGGCGCAAAUGCUCGAGCGCGACUACGGUGUCAGAAUCAACCCCAACUCGAUUUUCGACAUCCAAGUCAAGCGCAUUCACGAGUACAAGCGCCAGCUGCUCAAUUGCCUCCACGUCAUCACUCUGUUCAACCGCAUCAAGGCGAAUCCCAACGCACAGGUGGUCCCGCGCACCGUCAUGAUCGGCGGCAAGGCCGCGCCCGGUUACCAUCUCGCCAAAAAAAUCAUCAAGCUCAUCUGUAGCGUGGGCAAUGUCAUCAAUAACGAUCCUAUCGUCGGAGACAAGUUGAAGCUCAUCUUUUUGGAAAAUUACCGAGUCACUUUGGCCGAGAAGAUCAUUCCAGCUGCCGAUCUUAGUGAACAGAUCUCUACUGCCGGUACCGAGGCAUCUGGCACCGGAAAUAUGAAGUUCAUGUUGAAUGGAGCCCUGACGAUCGGCACGCUCGACGGAGCAAACGUCGAAAUGGCCGAAGAAAUGGGCAAUGAUAACAUCUUCAUCUUUGGUAUGACAGUCGACCAAGUCGAAGCUCUCAAGAAGAGAGGAUACAACGCCUACGAUUAUUACAAUAAACUGCCGGAAGCGAAACAAUGCAUCGAUCAAAUUCAGGGAGGAUUCUUCAGCCCCAACAAUCCCGGAGAAUUCCAAGACAUAGUCGAUAUGUUACUCAAGUGGGAUAGAUUUUAUCUGCUUGCUGAUUUCGAGGAUUACAUCAAGUGCCAAGAUCGAGUAUCCAAGACUUAUCUCGAUGAAACCAAGUGGGCAGAGAUGGCCAUUCACAAUAUCGCGUCGUCUGGAAAAUUCUCUUCCGACCGAACGAUCGCCGAAUAUGCGCGAGAAAUCUGGGGUGUUGAACCAAACUGGCAAAAGUUACCCGAUCCACAUGAUCCAGCAGGUAUAUAAGUUGAUGAUCUCCUUGGAUGAAUUCGUGAUACUUUUUUAAAAAAUAAAAACAAAAAUCAUAUAGUAAUUGACAUCUCUUAUCAUUCAUCAAUUUGAAUGACAUGACUCUCUCAGAUGGCAUACAAUUUUAUCCUUAAAUCGCGUUGCACUAAUUAUAUAAUUUAUCUAAUUUCAAGUUUUAGACAUUGAGAUUAAGUAGACCGUAACGAAAUUAAAUAUUUGCGAUUUUCAAUUUGUUAUUCACAUACUCGAGCUUAAUAGCGAUAUUUUAAUUUUUUUUGAAUUGCCCUUUUUAAUUUCACUUUAUUUACCAAUAUCUUUUCAUUUUAAAAUUUUGAUUAUUACUGUUAUCAUUAUUAUCACAAGUUUUUAUUUGUAUAGCUUAUAAUAACGUUUGAAGAUAAUACUAUCAUUUUUAAAUUUUAUACAAGAAUGUUUACAGUUAUUAUUCAACUUUUUUGAUCUGAUUUCUUCUUGAAACUUUUCUAUCUUCUCAAAAAUUGUGAUAGAUAGAUCAAUUAUUGUUUUAUCAAACUACUCAUUGCCAUUAUUCAUGAUGCUUUUAAGUUACAGAAAUGAAUAAGAUAACAUUGAACUCAAUGAUUUUUUUCACAUACUCAUUGAAAACCAUUGUUUAGAAUUUUAAUAUAUUUUUCGUUCCUGUCAGCUGAAAAAAUCUUAUGAGAUCAGUACACAAAGCAUUACCUGUUGCUAUUGUGUUUUAUAUGAAUAUUAUGUACAACUUUUAAUUAACCAAUGAACUUGAGAUGUUAUUGUUUUUCAAGAUUUUAAAUAUAAAAAAACAUAAAAAGUCAAAUGAAUAUUUAAAUAAAAAAGGCUGAUCUACUGUUACCAUUUAAGACCAACAAAAUUAAUCAAUCCAUUUUUGAAUAAAAUGUUGUUGAUCAAAAGAAGUAAAAAUUAUGUUAGU
Messenger RNA from Trichogramma pretiosum, 3466 nucleotides. It is a transcript of the gene Glyp, whose product is annotated as glycogen phosphorylase. Gene Ontology annotation, molecular function: pyridoxal phosphate binding; glycogen phosphorylase activity. Gene Ontology annotation, biological process: glycogen catabolic process. Gene Ontology annotation, cellular component: cytoplasm. The record is from RefSeq and is a predicted model, not a curated record. Lineage: Eukaryota; Metazoa; Arthropoda; Insecta; Hymenoptera; Trichogrammatidae. The transcript is spliced from 8 exons. The coding region runs from base 1 to 2535 and encodes 844 amino acids.